AUGCCAAACAACCACCCCGAUAGCGUACGUACUCCGGCCUUGCAGAGCGACGCCCUCAGCAGCGCACAACUGAGCGAGGGGCACUUCCGCGCCGUCGCCAGUUGCACCUCCGACUGGGAGAGUUGGCACGCUCCCGACGGGCGGCUCGUGUGGGUGAACGCCGCCGUCCAGCGGAUCACCGGGUACAGCCCCGACGAAUGCCUGGCAAUGAGCGACUAUCCGUUGCCGAUGACCGCCCCGCGGCACCGCCCGCGCAUCGCUCGGAUGCUUGAACAGGCGCAGGUGGGACAAGCCCACAACGAUCUCGAAUUCCAAACGCUGAACCGGGAUGGAACCGCCCGCUGGAUGGCGGUCUCGUGGCAGCCGAUGUACACCGACGACGGCGUUCAUCUAGGGUUUCGCACGAGCAUUCGAGAUGUCACUCAGCGGCGCGAACUACGAGAAGAAAUCCGCCGCCACGCGGAGCACCUGGAGCAGCUUGUGCAGGAACGCACGGCCCGGGUCCAACAGUUGGAACGCCAUCGACGGCAGAUGGAGAAGGCCGCUGCUCUAGGUCAGCUCGCCGCCGGCGUCGCGCACGAGAUUAACAACCCGCUGGCCGGGAUACGCAACGCGUUCGAGCUGAUCAAAGCCGAUCUUACGCCGGACCACGAGCAUUUCGGCUUACUAGAACUCGUCGACCGAGAAAUCGAACGGAUCGCCUCGAUCGUCCACCAGAUGUACCAGCUCUACCGGCGAAACCCCCAAACGCCGGUCCACUUCGAGAUCGAGCAAACGGUGUCGGAGGUCGUUUGGCUGCUCGAUAGUGUCGCGCGAAAGCACCAGGUUGAGUUGAAGAUGUCAGGGCCUAGUGCGCCCACCCCGGUCUUCCUCCCCGAGGGCGAAGUUAAGCAGGUGCUCUACAACCUGAUCCGCAACGCUAUUCAGGCCUCAUCAGCGGGCGAUCGGGUCGAGAUCCAUAUCACCGCCGAACGGGAAGAUGUCUGCAUCGCUGUGUCCGAUUGCGGUGAGGGCAUCAGCGAGGAACUGCUUCCGCUCUUGUUCGAUCCGUUCUUUACGACGAAGGCGGGUGAACCCGGGAUGGGUAUGGGGCUGGGAUUGUCGGUGUCACGAAGCCUCGUCGAAGCGAUCGGCGGGGCGAUUGACGUAGAGACGGUCAUCGGCAAAGGCAGCCGCUUCACGGCCAUACUUCCGAGGCAGAUGACGACCCUGCCGCUCUUCCUGCAAACGACCGGUGAUCUCUUGCGCCGCGCGGGAUACGACUGCGUGUGCGUCUCCGACGCCUUUGCUGCGAUCGACGCACUCGACCACGAACCAUUCAACCUCAUCCUUUCGGACCUCAAUAUGCCCGGCAACCUCCGUUUGGAGCUGCUGAGGCACGGCCGCGAGCGGUGGCCGCACGUCCCUUUGAUCGUAGUGACCGGCGCGCCGUCGCUGCCCAGCGCCAUUGAGAGCGUCCGACUGGGCAUCACCGAUUACCUCCUUAAACCGGUCAAGUACCAAGAUCUGCUCGCGAGCGUGGAAGCGGCGCUCAGCCGCCCGGUCGAUCGGCGGAGCCCCCCGGAACGGGGUCCGGAGGAGCAACUCGCGCUCGCCGAGCGUUUCCCGGAGAUCAUCGGCCGGAGCCCCAAAGUGCUGGAGCUCUUCGAUGUGCUGGAUCGCGUCGCCGGGAGUGACGCCAAUGUGCUUAUCACCGGCGAGAGCGGAGCGGGGAAAGAAGUGAUCGCACGCGCGAUCCACCGGCUUAGCCCGCGGGGAGCAAGAAAUUGCCAAGUGAUCGACUGCACGGCCCUCCCCGAACAACUGUUCGAGUCGGUGCUCUUUGGCCAUGUCAGAGGCUCCUUCACGGGUGCGAUCAAGGACCAACAGGGUUUGCUGGCGCAGUGCGAUGGGGGAACGGCGUUUUUCGACGAGAUCGGCGAGUUGCCGGCGCCCCUCCAGGCAAAGCUGCUCAGAGCCGUCCAAGAAAAGGCCUUUACCCCGGUUGGCGGCAGCGCCCAGGUGCGAGUGGAUACACGCUUCAUCUGCGCGACCAAUCGGGACUUGGAAUUAGAGGUCAGCUCCGGGCGAUUUCGGCGGGACCUCUUCUACCGACUAGCGGUGAUCCACAUCGAAGCGCCUCCGCUGCGGGAGCGUAACGGCGAUGCGGCGUUGCUCGCCGAGCACUUUCUUAAGAAGCUAGCGCCACCGGGCUCGGCGCCGAAGUCCUUCUCUGCUGAAGUGCUCGACUGCUUCGCGCGCUACCCAUGGCCGGGGAACAUCCGUGAACUGAGGAACGUGGUCGAAAGAGGUCUGGCUCUCGCUCGCACGGAUACCGUUGAGAUGGAGGACUUGCCCAAAGCACUGCGGCAGAGUUCGGACCCGGCGGGGGCGGCGGGCGCGAGCAAGGGUCCUUCGCCUUCGCGCGACGCCGCGAUGGAACAAGCCGAGCGAGCCUACCUCGUGGCGAUCUUGCAAGAACACGUUGGUAACGUCUCUUCCGCCGCUCGACACGCCGGUAUGUCUCGGCAAGGCAUGCACAAGCUACUGAUGAAGCACGGCAUUGUCGCCGCCGAGUACCGUGUCGGCUGA
Symbiodinium sp. CCMP2456 is the source of this 2571-nucleotide messenger RNA. The record is from the annotation of a GenBank genome assembly. NCBI's taxonomy places the organism in Eukaryota, Dinophyceae, Suessiales, Symbiodiniaceae.